AUGCUCCCGACCCUCGCCCGCCGCUCCUUCGCGCCCCGCCUCACCUUCUCCGUCUCCGAAUCCAUCCCCCGCUCCUACUACCUCGGCCACCACCACGCCGCCCUCCGCGACAUCACCUCCCGCCUCUCCGAGGUCGGCCUCGUCCUCGAGUGCCGCGACUACCGCGUCCCCAUCACCUCCUGGAACCCGAUCCUCGACCGCGCCAUCGCCGGCCGCCAGCGCAUCGUCGUCUACACCCACCGCGACCUCGGCACCGACAGCCCGCGCGACGUCGAGCAGGCCCUGCGCCGCUUCCACCGCGGGCAGAGCGCGGCCGGAGGCUCCCCCCAGCGCGUCGUCUUCUGGCGCAAAGACGACGGCGCGAGCACCAGGAGCCUGCUGGCCGAGAUACGCAAUGUUGCGCAGGGCGUCGACAGCCUGACGGGCGUGCGCGCGCUGGUCGUGGGCAUGCCGAACGUCGGGAAGAGCACCUUGCUGAACAGGUUGCGGAAGAUCGGGAUGCAGAAGAAGCCGUCGGUCGCGAGGGUAGGCGCGCAGCCUGGUGUGACGCGCAAGCUGUCGUCGCCCGUGCGCAUUCUCGAUUCCGAGGCUCAUGGCGGCGCGGGACUUGGGGAGGGUGUUUUCGUGCUGGAUACCCCUGGAGUCUUCAUGCCGUACGUGUCCGAGGCGGAGAGCAUGGUCAAGCUUGCGCUGGUGGGUUCCGUCAAGGAUGAUCGCAUUCCGAUGGUGAUUCUCGCCGACUACCUCCUGUACCGACUGAACCUGUCCGACCCCACCUCCUAUUCGAAAUACUGCGAACCCACGAACGAGGUCAAUGAUUUCCUCGACGGAGUCGCGAACAAGACCGGCAAGCUUAAGACCGGCGGCGAGGCCAACGCGGAGAGCGCCGCUGACUGGAUAGUCAAGCAAUGGCGUGUCGGCCAGUUGGGCAAAUUCAUCCUCGACGAUAUCACUGACGAGGCGUUCCAAGAGAAACAUCUAGAAAGAGAGGGACAAGGCGCUGUGAGCAUGAGCCAGGCGCGCAAGAGGGAGAAGGAAGCAAGAAGGGAGAAGGCACUCAACAAGACCAAGGCGAUUUAG
Colletotrichum karsti is the source of this 1080-nucleotide messenger RNA. RefSeq lists its product as uncharacterized. Lineage: Eukaryota; Fungi; Ascomycota; Sordariomycetes; Glomerellales; Glomerellaceae. Gene Ontology annotation, molecular function: GTPase activity; GTP binding. The transcript has a single exon. Gene Ontology annotation, cellular component: mitochondrion. The coding region runs from base 1 to 1080 and encodes 359 amino acids. The record is from RefSeq and is a predicted model, not a curated record.